Molecule: messenger RNA, 2242 nt
Organism: Bombus pyrosoma
Lineage: Eukaryota; Metazoa; Arthropoda; Insecta; Hymenoptera; Apidae
Exons: 2
Coding region: 781-1434 (217 amino acids)
Source: RefSeq, a predicted model, not a curated record
AGAAACGCAUUCCUUUCCUACUGUGGAUGUUUGCGAAUGAAUGGCAAGAGGUCUCGGAGGAGAUGGGAAAGUAGCCACCGUACGUCAAUAAACAUUUCCUAUAUGAACGUUUUUGCGUCACUCUUAAUGAAGCUCCCAAAGGAGGCUAUGGAGGUCAUGGAAACGUCUUCUUGGAAAUGAUAUAACAAGCUGGUACAAUAUGUAGCUUCAUAGGUAUACCACAAACCUAAAAUUAUUUCCGAACUGUUCCAUGACGUAACAAUCAUGUGGAACUGACACGUUGGUGUCACAGAUAACAUCGCACGUCUUCAAAACAUUUUCACAAAUCGACAGGUUCAUAACAUUAAUGCUACUUAAUCGAAAAUGGCAUAGUGAUAUGAAGCUAGACUAAGUCAUUUGCAAUCGGAGUACGAUAUAACGUAUUUUACAGGUACACAAUGAAAUCGAUUAAGCUUAUCGAAAUGCAAUUAUGAUCUGCCUUAUUCGUACAUAAAAUGCAACGGGACACGAUCUGGCGGCAGUUCACAUCAAGAGGCGAAAUACGAUUAACUAAAAGAAGUCAAAGAAGAAGAGAAAAUUGUUGACUUUUACAUACAUGAAGCAUUUUUAAUCCUGAUUCCGUUGAAUUUUGUACAUUGAUCCUUUAUCCGAUUUGUCACAGAACAGUACCUUAGACUAUGAUGCAUUGGAUACUUACGAACUAGAAUUUUAUGAUGAGAAUAGCUACAUCAUUUUUCAGAUAUUUUAUGGGUCAAAACGUGCAUUCAUUAUACCCAUAGCAUGACAGACAUCGUAGUGUUCUUAGUUGUUCUGAUUGCGGUCAAUCCUCUGAACGCCCUCCAAGUCCCAUUCACGUGUUUGGAUCUCUCCAGGGAGCUCCAGCAAUGUGUCGACUUGAUUGCGAUCGAGGAGCUCCUCGAAAUAUCGAAAGCCUACCUGGCCCAGGACGAACAUUUCCAAACAGUCAUGAAGUUGAUGAACAGCAACGAGUCGAAACAGUGGGUACAAGACGUGGAACAGGCGCCUGAAUUCAAGGUGCUGCUGAACUAUACGCAGGGCAAUGGUUUUGAUGUAAACUCGGUGGUGAACAAUUUCAACAAAGCCCUUAGUAUCCGACCUCUGACCUCUAGAAUAACAGCUUACUUGACUCCUUAUAAGGUCACCGGUGGAAUCAAUGGCUAUAUGGAGGAUACCGCUUCCCUUAUUUCGAUGGAUGACCUGACGCGUCUCUACGAAGACAAAAUUGAGCACGCCAAGGUGUUUAGAGACUUCGUGCAUGAAGUGGUCUUGAACAAGUACUUAACAUUCUACAUGUCCAUUUUCUCGAACAAGAACUUCCUGCAAGUGGGACAACAGGUCGUAAACGCUGGUUUCAACAUAGAAAUUUUCCAAGCCUUGUCACCAUUUUUACUUAUAAUUUCCAUUGCAGUUUAAAGUUUUACAUGUUAAAAAUGCAUGUAGAUUUGAUAUUUCAAUGGUAUUUAUCGCAGCUUCCCGAUAUAAGGAAUAAAAUAUAUUAUGAUGAAUUAAAAUAUCAUCUUCUUCAUGUUACGUCCCUUUUAUCUUUGCACUACAUAAACAGUCCGAUUUUUAUAGAAGAAAAUACUUUGUUAGGAAGUUAUUAGAAAAUCUGCGAUAAUCUGCAUUUACUCCAAAAUUGUAAAAUUUCAAAAAAGAUAAUAUUUUUAGAGAAUAAUUUUAGGAAUAUGUUUAUAUGUUUUGGGAUAAUUUUAGGAAAGUGUGAAACAUUAUCAUCAAAAUCUUGCAAAUAAUAUAGUAUAGGAUUGCAUAUGCAAUUGCAGGUAUGAACACUUUAUCCGUAAUUGUAGAUACGUGAAAAAAUAGCACAAAAUGACAAGACAGCACGUGUAUUGCAGUGUAAGCAAGCAUUUGUCUUAUCUAUUACGAAGCACCAACUAGAGUGUCGAUAACGAGAUAUUAUCAAACAGAAGGAGCCCUUUUAACGACUAUUCGCUAUCUUUCAGUUGUCAAAUUAUGCGUAUCUACUGCCCCCUCUCAUUCGAUCAUACUUUUUUAUCAUGGUAAAAUACAGAGUACGUACCUUAUCCACUUAUAAUUGACCAAGUUCACAUUUAAAUGACGUAAUCCUAUAAAUAAUAUUUGAACGUUCUUUUGAAAAUUCUGUUCUUGUCGCAAUUGUGCAUAUAUGCGGUAAUAUUUUGCAAAUUAUAAGCUAAAUUCUACGUUACUAAAACCAAAUGUGUAAAAAUAAAAAAUCUGA